AUGAGUAUGAAGGUGACGUAGUAACUUUUAUUAUAUAUUCUGACUGUUUCAUUUCAGAUUUAAUAGUAGAAUCAGUCAAAGUCAUGCCUUUGAACUUUCUGAUCAAACACCGUUCGAGUGGAAAAUUCUUUCAUCCGGAGGGUGGUGACAGCAAUCCCCACAAUGAUACAACUAUUGUUCUGCAUCAAGAUGUCCAUAACAUGCAUUGGACAUUUGAAAAAGUGAAUGGUCAUUUGGGGUACAUCAAACAUGUAUCUAGUGGAAAAAUUAUUCACCCGAAAGGCGGCAGUUUGAGUCCAGGAAAUGAUACAAAGCUUUUGCUUCACAGUGAUCGACAUUGGGGAGCUCUGUUUGCUCUUGACGGUGCAAAUGAUCAUGUCAUACACAAAGGCGGAAGAUACGCUCAUCCCCAAGGCGGUAGUCCAAAUCCAAGCAAUGGGACAACUGUUUUAUUGCAUUCGGAUGUACAUGACGCCAUGAGAUUCCAGUUCGUGUCAACAGACAAUCCGAAUAAAGAAGUUCUCGUUUAUGGAAAUCCAACGAUGGUUGGAAAAUGGAAGGUGAUCAACAUGGUCCUCAAUCCCAUUGCAGAACAUGUGGACAAACUUGAAAUAAAGAUUGGGAAGUCAGAAACUGAGAGUAGGACCACAUCAUUCAAGUACAGAUGGGAGAUGUCAGCGGGUUUGGACGUUGGAUUAGUCAAAGCCUCGGCUUCCCAAUCAUUCGAGAUGAUGUUUAAAAAGACAUCAUCAGCCACGUGGUCCAGUGAAACAACACGGACAAGAGAAAUACGAGUAAAACCUGGCCAUUCAGUAGUUACGUGGCAAUACGUGUUUGAUGUCAUGCAGAACGAAUCUAGGUCGGUUUUCCAAAGCGAUCUCCUUGCUGAUACUGACAACGCAACUAAAGAACCAGAUGCUUUACAGUACAGAGCAUAAUUUGCAGUCUUAGUGAUGGUACACAAAUUAACGACAUAAAGACUUAAAACACACGAGUUAUAUUUAGCAUGUGUUAAUUAACAUUAAUAUUAUGAUUGAAUUAUUUAAGACAUUUUAUUUCUUUUCAAGUUAAAGACAAGAAUGUAUUGUACAUGCAAGCAGUAGCACAACUUGCAAAGUUGCAAUCAUAGUCUGCUUACAUUCGUAAAAAUGUUAAAGAAAUAAAAUUGAUGCAGAUGAAUUUCAUAUCCUAUCAACGACCGAGUUUAGUCAAACUUGCAAGAAUUAUCUAUCUGGGAAGUAAACCAAUUUGAUUCAGUACCGUAUUUCAAAAUUGUUUCUUUAUAGAGUUUUCAAGUUAAACAGAUCUGCUUUCCAAAAGACCGUCUUUAAAUUAUAUUGAUUCAAUGAUUGUUUAUUUAAGAAAUAACAUGUCUCAUUUUGUGAUUUGUCGUUGAAUAAAAUCAUUGUUUCUAGUUCAGAUGCGAAGGGAUUAUAUUAAGAGGGCGCAGUUUUCUUUGUUUAAUAGGAAAAUGAAUCAGGUUGUGCUAGAAUCAGGUUGUCAAUAUAUAUAUAUUCGAAUUAAGUACCCGAUAUUGAAUAUAGAUAAAGACUUGAAUAACUUCUUUGCUUCCACCUCAGAUUAUACAAACUGAACGUUGUAAACGGGUUUGCAACGACCAAAUAAAAAUAUGCAGCAUAUGGUUUCAACACUGGGCUUUGCUUAGUUCAAUGGUGGAUCCGGUGAAAAGAAAUCUUAUCAGUUGUAUAAAAGUAUGACCGAGUAGUUUUAGAGCCGAUAAGAAUACUGUUGCUGGGCUGUAGCAAAUACUGCCACACCAAAAUGCAAUAUUUUCCCUCCAUCAUCCGGCAUAACUUCAAAACUUCUCAAUUCACUAAACAUGUAGGUAUUUGUUGACAUACAUAAAUAGAAAUGAGUAAAUUCAUAUUAACUGUCAGCAUUACAAGUUUCAACAACAAUAAGAAAUACAAUCACUAAGAAGGUUCUUUGUAAGAACGGAAAGAAACAUAGCAGUACAAUAAUUGAGUCUAUAAAUCCAAGGGAAUGAAAUAUGCAAUACUCCUUACGUCCCUUGCAGCAGAAUUCUGUUAUACAAAUGUAUGAAACCGAUUUUAUGAUCCCAAAACGACAAACAUAGACAACAUCGAAUCAAAGAAACCGCAAUUGCAUAAUGAUUAUUUAAUAUUACAUAAAUGAAUAUUUGAUUGUCUCGAUUAUUCUUCUUUUUUGCGUAGACAAUAUUUCAUGAAUAUGAUUUGUAUUUUUGCUCCAUAAUGUAAUUAUUGCGAUAUUAUUAAAUUAAUUUGGCUACAGUCAACUUUGUCUUGCUCUUAUUUCUUUUCCUCUAAACACUUACUGUUUCGUUGUUUUGUUAAUUUGAAAAAUAUUGUUGUUUUGUUAAUGGCAUGCAGCAGUUCUGUGCCGGUAUCUGCAAUAUCUGUAUCUUAGAAUAUUUGCAAUUAUUAACGACUGUCAAAGAUCAUCUUUAGGAGAGGUCAAUUUGACUCGCAUAUUAAGUCAGUCUGGCUAACGCAAUAGUACUAGACAAAUAAAUGUCCCAAGACCUAAUUGCAUUGUAUGGUCGCUGGAAAUACUGGUCAUUUUUUCCCCAAGAUCAUCAGCUUCCAUAUGUUGUAUGUAUAUGAAAUUAAAAUCUGUACAUCUCGGCUUGUACAUAACCGAACUGAUUUGCGCUAGUGAGAAAUUACAGCAAGUGACAUUUUCGUCAGCUUGACCUGAUUUUUUUUUGAAUGGGGUGACAAGAUGUUUAUUAUAGGCGUUUAUAAUUCAAAUAGGCAUCCAGAAUAAAUUGUUUUAUACAUACGUUUGGUCGUGUGUUUUAUGUCGUUGGAUCGGAAAAUGAAAGCAACUGACGCACGCAAUUUAAUAGAUAGUUCGUGAGUAAAUAAAAAUGUUUUUGAAAAGAUAUCUUUAGUCAAAAUUUCCCCGCGAAGAUUAGAUGUUCUCAAUGUAGAACAACCAUAUCCAAAUCUUAUUGUCGACAGAUAGCAUUAUUUUUGAUCCAGAUCAAUUAAGCCUACUUUAUUUUAUACUAAAUUAUUUUCGCUCGAUUUUCAAUGAUUCUCGAUACCGCGUUAUACAGAAAAUCUAGUACUGAGUCAUAUGUGAAGACAUGGCCAUUACCCCAUUGUGGCUCGAACCCACUACCACCGGGUUGAGCGGUCAACACCUUAACCGCUAGACCACCGCUCCUUUUAACAUACAUCAUUUAGUGGAUUUUGUGCAUUUGCCUAUUGUUGUUAUAACUUCAGUGACAUAUGAGCGACAUAUGAAGUACGAUGUAAAACAAAUAAUUGCUUUCAGUCUUAAACUUAGAGUCUCUGAUACCUUAAUCAAUUAUUUUGCUUGAGUUAACACUACAGUAACAACACAUUACAGUCAAUAUUCAUUGUAUUCAUCUAUCGUGUAUUAUAUAAAUAUUGCAUUCCUGAGAGGGUGAUAUGAAAAAUGUUUACCGCGAGAUAUAUGAAUAUUGACCGAGGCGCCAGCAGAAUGUGUAUUUAUUUUAAUAUACCGAAAGCUUAUAAGUGUCAAAGCAUUUACUUGAAAAUCAACAUAAUAAUUUAUUUAACAUUAAAAGGUAAUUACUAAACAAAUAAUGAAGACAGAAUUAAAGAGUCUUUCCUUGUUAGCACUCAUAAUUUGUGGCGACUUUGCUGUGUAAUAAGACUUUUUUGAUAAAUUUAGUCGAGACGUUUACAUAUCGCCGAUCCAUAUAUUUAUUCUAAUAUUUCAACAUCGCGUAACAUCAGUAACAUUCGAAAAACGGCGAUAACUUUCUUUUUUCUAAACGAAACAUAUAAGUGUGAGCACUCAUUUUCUUAGUUAGAUCAUUUCCAAACUUAUUGUGGUAGUUUCGAUUCAAUAUUUGAUGAAAAAUUGUUUUCGAAAUAUUUUGCACGUAGCAUAAAAAAGAAACGGCUGUGUUCGCACACGCAAGAGCACCAGAAAAGGGUAAUUUAAUCCUAACUUAUAAUUAUACAAGCGCCUCGUCUGAAAAUUUAUCGACUCAGUCUUUUAAUCAAUGCGAAAGUAUCAAUGAUAUGAAAAAAUAAUAUCACAUGCGCAGAAAAACAAAAUAACACUGUUGCGCAUGUGAUAUGAAAUUAUGGAUCAUAUCACCUGCGCAGAAAUUGAAAAUAACGAUUUUGCGCAUGUGAUAUAAAAUCACUUGGGAAUAUAAUAUAUUAUUCAAGUUAAACUAAUGGGAAAUUUGCAUUGGACAUUUAUGUGAGGUAUAAUAAA
Mercenaria mercenaria is the source of this 4227-nucleotide messenger RNA. RefSeq names its product galactose-binding lectin-like. The record is from RefSeq and is a predicted model, not a curated record. NCBI's taxonomy places the organism in Eukaryota, Metazoa, Mollusca, Bivalvia, Venerida, Veneridae.